CACAUACACCCAUAUCAUAUGGAACCUAUCACUCAUAUUCACCAUGGCUGCAACUACCACUAGCUUUGGAACUGCUUGGUGUCUUAGAAGAGUAACUCAAGCUUUUGCACUUUCUCAUUCUCAUACUCUCCGCACCAAUGGCAAUAAUCUCUCUUUUCAAAGGACUCUUACCUCUCAUCUUCUCUCGUUUUCCACUUCUUCAGAUUCAGGUGCAAGUACGACAGUGCAAGCUUCAAAACGAGAAGUUGAUGUAUUGCUCAAGGGAGUUGGGGAGAAAAGUGUAGAAAAUGAAGUGAAGCAUGUCCUUGAGAUGGCUAGACGAGCAUCAUUAAAACGAGAGAUUCUCCAUACAAAUUUUCUAACACCUCCAGUGCUAAAAGAAUCUAUGCAAGUAUUGGAAAAAUUAGCGGAUAUUAAAGCAUUGGCUCAAGGAGGUUAUCCACAGGCUGAACGGUGCCGGAUUUCUGUUGGACAUCCAGAUGAACUGACAAGUGAUCCAGAUGUUAUUUCAGCAUUGAGUAUUACAGGCAACUUCCAGUUUGAACCUUGCUCUCACGGUGACUUCCUUGGCUCAAUUCUUGGUACAGGAAUUGCCAGGGAGAAAGUUGGGGAUAUUAUAUUGCAGGGAGAACAGGGUGCUCAGAUAAUUGUUGUACCAGAGCUUGUUGAAUUUCUUACGUCAGCACUGGAUAAGGUUCGUAACGUUCCAGUAACUUGCACCAAGAUACCAUUAAUUUCUCUUGAUUAUGAACCGCCAAGAACAAAAUCUUUCAAAACUAUAGAAGCGUCACUAAGAGUUGAUGCAGUAGCUAGUGCAGGAUUUAAGAUUUCACGUUCGAAGCUAGUUGACAUGAUCAGCAAUGGCGAUGUACGUAUCAACUGGAUCCCAAUUACUACAAAAGGAACCACAGUCAAGAGUGGAGAUCUUGUAUCAGUUAGCGGAUUGGGAAGAUUAAAGAUAGGAGAAGUAAACACCACAAAGAAAGGAAAAUUUGCAGUGGAACUCAUUCGAUAUUUGUAGAAGUUUUUCAUUGCUGCAGAGAAAAAGUGUAUAUACAAAACAAAACAUUUAUCCUCUUUUAUUAUUUUAAAUGUCCAUAUAUGCCUACUUGACCACAUUACAUUGCUUGUUAUGUGGAAUACCAAGUUCAAACCAGGAAGAGAAGAGCAAAGAACAAAUUCCAAAAAUGGAGUACUAUAAUUAGUGAAAUUAUAUACUAAAUUCAUUCAUUUAGUCCUGUGGAUAUUUUUGCAUUUCUGAAUCAGCUCUCCUUAUAUUGUCAAUAAUUAUUUGAAUUCAUGUGGACA
Medicago truncatula (barrel medic) is the source of this 1308-nucleotide messenger RNA. RefSeq names its product putative RNA-binding protein YlmH. Gene Ontology annotation, molecular function: RNA binding. Lineage: Eukaryota; Viridiplantae; Streptophyta; Magnoliopsida; Fabales; Fabaceae. The transcript has 10 exons. The record is from RefSeq and is a predicted model, not a curated record. The coding region runs from base 44 to 1021 and encodes 325 amino acids.